AUGACUACCACCACCACAACAAGAACGAACAUGGCUGUCAACGAACGCUAUUUCGGUCACGCUACUGAUUAUUUUCUGGAUAACUUGAAAUUCGCUGAUAAAAAUCUCCGAAUUCGCGGCCGAUGGAUCACCCACCACAGCGAACGAUUUGCCUCAACCCUUCUUGCCGCGUCAGCAGAAGGAAUCGAAUGGGCACGCAAGAAAGAAAAGAGGCUAACCAGCGAGUGUCUAAAGAGGACCGCCACACACAAGAGAAAGUUAGAAGAAGCCUUCAGAGACGAGGCUCGAUAUUUUGACUUGAUUAUCGAGUUAAAGCAGAUCCUUCGAGAGCAUUACCUACUAAAAUAUCUCGGCUGCCGCCGAAAAGAUCUCACAGCCACCUUCCAAAAAUACGGUGCUGUUGAGAAAGUCAGCGAGUUCUUCCGAUGCGAGCACUUGCGUCGCAAAGGCAUGACCUGGGGAGAAAUGAUUCAGGCUAUAGAUGAGGAAGAGCGCCAGCUCUGGACGUGGCAGACAUCGCACAGUCUUCAGGAUAUUACGCGUUAUGGCGAAAACAUUCUCCGACCAAAGCCAGCAGCACCAGUCACAGAGAUUGCGAAAGGAAUUGCCGAUCUAUGUGGCGAGCUAGACGGAUUCGAUGGCGCAACUGCCUUUGAGUCAUUAGUCUCCAUCGUCCGAGAGAAUACAGGAAAGUCUGAUCGGGACUUCAAUGAAUACACGGCACUCCACUGGACCGCAUCCUGGGGAGAGUUAGCCAAGCGACUCCGCAAUGACAGCGCUCUAUUAGAUCGGAGAUUUGCCGGAAAUCACAACGAGGCAUUGAGAGACCUACUUGAAACAAAGAUCGACGAGAUGAAUUGCCGCCUUUUCAAGAAGAACCUUGUAAGCAUUAGGAUAGGCAUCAACUUGGUGGAGCCGACACGAGAGGCAUGUGAAGAAGCCAUCUUUUAUAAAGCUGGUAUAGAGAGGUUAGGCCAGAAUUGGCAGUGA
This is a messenger RNA of Colletotrichum gloeosporioides, 990 nucleotides long. RefSeq lists its product as uncharacterized. NCBI's taxonomy places the organism in Eukaryota, Fungi, Ascomycota, Sordariomycetes, Glomerellales, Glomerellaceae. The record is from RefSeq and is a predicted model, not a curated record. The transcript has a single exon. Bases 1 to 990 code for a protein of 329 amino acids.